This is a messenger RNA of Fusarium fujikuroi IMI 58289, 477 nucleotides long. RefSeq lists its product as uncharacterized. The record is from RefSeq and is a predicted model, not a curated record. NCBI's taxonomy places the organism in Eukaryota, Fungi, Ascomycota, Sordariomycetes, Hypocreales, Nectriaceae. Bases 1 to 477 code for a protein of 158 amino acids. The transcript is spliced from 4 exons.
AUGCCCGACUCGUCCUCUAAUCUUUCCUCGCCGCCCGCGAACCCUGACCUCGCCGUUUUGGUUGACCGUGUCUUCCGUGAAGUGUUCACUCAGCUCGGCGAAAUCAAAACUCAGCUCGACACAAUGAACGGCCGACUUGAUACUCUUGAGGUCACUGUUCGCGAGCAUGGCCAGCACUCGGCCCGUAUUGAUCGACGUCUUACUAGCGCGAUCUCUAGAACAACCAAUUUCCGUGCUAGACUCCUCAACAGCGGAGCUUGUGAGCCUACUUCGGUUCUCACCUCUCUGGUCAAUCCAGUGACUGGCGAGAACAUCCCCGAUUUCCCCCGCACCUAUGGCGAGGUCCAGCGACUUAACGGUCGUGAGCUUGGUGCCCUUCUGCGGGCCCUCAACCUGCGCGGUGCUAGAAACGCUGAGCAGAAGCGAGGUGACUUCUUGCGCGCGAUUGGCGCUACGGACCGGGUUACGCGCCGUUAG